CCCGGCCGGGGGGCGGCGGCGGCGGCGGCGGGGGCGGCCGGGGCGGCCGUGGCCGGGACGAUGACCCUGGAGUCCAUGAUGGCGUGUUGCCUGAGCGACGAGGUGAAGGAGUCCAAGCGCAUCAACGCCGAGAUCGAGAAGCAGCUGCGGCGGGACAAGCGCGACGCCCGGCGCGAGCUCAAGCUGCUGCUGCUGGGCACGGGCGAGAGCGGGAAGAGCACCUUCAUCAAGCAGAUGCGCAUCAUCCACGGUGCCGGUUACUCGGAGGAGGACAAGCGCGGCUUCACCAAGCUGGUCUACCAGAACAUCUUCACGGCCAUGCAGGCCAUGAUCCGCGCCAUGGACACGCUCAAGAUCCUCUACAAGGACGAGCAGAACAAGGCCAACGCGCUGCUGAUCCGCGAGGUGGACGUGGAAAAGGUGACGACGUUCGAUCAGCGCUAUGUGGCAGCCAUCAAGACGCUGUGGAGCGACCCGGGCAUCCAGGAGUGCUACGACCGGCGCCGCGAGUACCAGCUCUCGGACUCGGCCAAGUACUAUCUGACAGACGUGGACCGCAUCGCCACCUCGGGCUACCUGCCCACCCAGCAGGACGUGCUGCGGGUGCGCGUGCCCACCACGGGCAUCAUCGAGUACCCCUUCGACCUGGAGAACAUCAUCUUCAGGAUGGUGGACGUGGGGGGCCAGCGCUCGGAGCGCCGGAAGUGGAUCCACUGCUUCGAGAACGUCACGUCUAUUAUGUUCCUCGUGGCCCUCAGCGAGUACGACCAGGUGCUGGUGGAGUCGGACAAUGAGAACCGCAUGGAGGAGAGCAAGGCGCUGUUCCGCACCAUCAUCACCUACCCCUGGUUCCACAACUCCUCCGUCAUCCUCUUCCUCAACAAGAAGGACCUGCUGGAGGACAAGGUGCUGCACUCGCACCUGGUCGACUACUUCCCCGAGUUCGACGGGCCCCAGCGGGACGCGCAGGCCGCCCGCGAGUUCAUCCUGAAGAUGUUCGUGGACCUGAACCCCGACAGCGACAAGAUCAUCUACUCGCACUUCACCUGCGCCACGGACACGGAGAACAUCCGCUUCGUGUUCGCGGCCGUGAAGGACACCAUCCUGCAGCUCAACCUCAAGGAGUACAACCUGGUGUGACGCCGCGCGCGCCGCCGCUUUUCUACAAAACAAAAAGGAAAAAAAAAUCAGC
Sorex araneus (European shrew) is the source of this 1192-nucleotide messenger RNA. It is a transcript of the gene GNA11, whose product is annotated as G protein subunit alpha 11. The transcript has 7 exons. NCBI's taxonomy places the organism in Eukaryota, Metazoa, Chordata, Mammalia, Eulipotyphla, Soricidae. Gene Ontology annotation, cellular component: heterotrimeric G-protein complex. The record is from RefSeq and is a predicted model, not a curated record. Gene Ontology annotation, molecular function: guanyl nucleotide binding; G-protein beta/gamma-subunit complex binding; GTPase activity. The coding region runs from base 61 to 1140 and encodes 359 amino acids. Gene Ontology annotation, biological process: action potential; phospholipase C-activating dopamine receptor signaling pathway; adenylate cyclase-modulating G protein-coupled receptor signaling pathway.